Chaetomium globosum CBS 148.51 is the source of this 1884-nucleotide messenger RNA. RefSeq lists its product as uncharacterized. Bases 1 to 1884 code for a protein of 627 amino acids. The transcript has 4 exons. NCBI's taxonomy places the organism in Eukaryota, Fungi, Ascomycota, Sordariomycetes, Sordariales, Chaetomiaceae. The record is from RefSeq and is a predicted model, not a curated record.
AUGCCCCUGACCACACCAUCCGUGUACCCGCCAGCGUGCGGCGAGUUCUUGAAAUGGCCUAGCCGGCGGAGUGUAGUGCACAGCACCAAGGGCAUGGUGGCAUGCACACAGCCCCUGGCAGCCAAAUGCGGCAUCGACAUUCUAAAUGCUGGUGGUAAUGCUGCUGACGCUGCUGUCGCAGUGGCCGCCGGUCUCAACAUCACCGAGCCCACGUCGACCGGCAUCGGCGGCGACAUGUUCUGCCUGUACUACGACGCCAAAACCGGCAAGGUGUCGGCCCUGAACGGCUCGGGGAGGUCAGGCGGCAAAUGCACACUCGAGACGAUCCGCAAGGACUUGGGGCUGGCCGAUGACGAGCUCGGCGAGAUGCCCAUGAACAGCGUUCACGCCGCCACCGUACCGGGCGCCGCGGCGGGAUGGGUCGACACGGUCGAGCGGUUCGGGAGCGGCAAGCUGAGUAUGGAACAGAUCCUGGCGCCGGCGAUUGAGCUGGCCGAAAAGGGGUUCCCUGUUUCCGAGGACACUGCCUUCUUUUGGAAAGUCAACGAGGCACCCCUCCGCAAGGCUUCCCCCAACUUUGCGGAGAUGCUCAAGGCCGACCCGUCAGCCCCUGAUGGGGUGCGCGCCCCCAAGGCCGGCGACAUCAUGAAGAUGCCCAAUCUCGCCCGGACGUUCCGCACGCUCGCGACAGAAGGCAAAAAGGGCUUCUACACGGGCCGCAUCGCCGAGGAAAUCAUCAAGGUUGUCCGCGACCGCGGCGGCCACCUCGAGCUCGCCGACCUCGCGCACCACCUCGAACAGGGCAGCGAGCCAGUCGACCCCAUCUCGCUCAAGUUCCGCGGCCAGGGCUGCGGCUCCUCCCCGCGGUCCUCCCCCGGCGGCGGCGGCGUCGAGCUCUGGGAACACCCGCCCAACGGGCAGGGCAUCGUAGCGCUGAUGGCGCUCGGCAUUUUCCAAGAGCUCGAAGCAUCAGGGCAAGAUCCCCACCUUUCACCCCCGCGGACCACAACACCACGCCCUACCCUCCACGCUCAUCAUCGAAUGCCUCCGCCUUCGCCUUCGCCGACGCGCACUGGUUCGUCACGGACCCCACCACCACGCCCGUCCCCUUCGGCCUCCCUCAUCUCCCAACCCUACCUCGCCUCCCGCGCCAAACUCUUCAACCCCUCCGCCACCACCCCCGACCUCACCCACGGCAACCCCAACCCCAACACAUUUCCCUCCCCGGCCCUCCGCUCCAGCGACACGGUCUACUUCGCGGCGGCCGACUCCGCCGGCAACGCCAUCUCCUUCAUCAACUCCAACUACGCGGGUUUCGGCUCGGCCCAUGGUGCCGCGCCGGCUGCGGCUUCACGCUGCAGAACCGCGGCCGCGAACUUCAGCCUGACCCGCGGCCACCCCAACGUGCUCGCGCCGCGGAAGCGGCCUUACCAUACCAUCAUCCCGGGGCUGGUGACCUGUCUCGGAGAGGGGGGGGACGGGGAUGGGCCCCAAAAGGGGGAGUUGCAUAGUGUGUUUGGCGUCAUGGGUGGGUUCAUGCAGCCGCAGGGCCACGUGCAGGUGCUUCUGGGGCAGAUUGUGGGCGCGCUCAACCCGCAGCAGGCGCUGGAUGCGCCGAGGGUGUGUAUCGGGGCGGGGAUGGCGGAUGUUGGGGAUGUGUAUAGCGAGGUGGUGUAUGUGGAGGAGGGCAUGCCCGAGGCGACGGUGGAGGGGCUGCGGAAGUUGGGGCAUCCGGUCAAGGUGCUCGGGGGGUGGGGUGGUAUGGGCAGGCAGAUGUUUGGGCGCGGGCAGAUUGUGAGGUGGACGGUGGAUGAGGUGGAGGGGACGGGGGUGUGGUCGGGGGGGAGUGAUAUGCGUGGGGAUGGGGCCGCGUAUCCGGCCUGA